AUGUGUAGCACUACACAGUGCUGCGUGCUGGUUUACUUGUUUCACAUUUUCCACCUCCCUUUUCUUAUUAAAAGGUUUCCAAGCUACACAGAACCACAAAAUCUAACAGGUGUCUCAGAAUUCCUCCUCCUGGAACUUGAUCCUGAACUGCAGCCUGUCCUCGCUGGGCUGUUCCUGUCCCUGUACCUGGUCACGGUGCUGGGGAACCUGCUCAUCAUCCUGGCCGUCGGCUCUGACUCCCACCUCCACACCCCCAUGUACUUCUUCCUCUCCAACCUGUCCUUGGCUGACAUCGGUUUCACCUCCACCACCGUCCCCAAGACAAUUGUGGACAUGCAAACUCACAGCAGAGUCAUCGCCUAUGUGGGCUGCCUGACACAGAUGUCGCUUUUUACCCUUUUUGGAUGCAUGGAAGACAUGCUUCUGGCUGUGAUGGCUUAUGACCGGUUCGUAGCCAUCUGUCACCCCCUGCACUACCCAGUUAUCAUGAACCCACGCCUCUGUGGCUUCUUAGUUUUGGUGUCUUUUCUUCUUAGCCUGGUGGAAUCCCAGCUGCACAAUUUCACUGUGUUACAAUUCACCUGCUUCAAGGAUGUGGACAUCUCUUCUUUCUUCUGUGACCCUUCUCAACUCCUCAGCCUUGCCUGUUCUGACACCUUCCUCAAUAACAUAGUCAUGUAUUUCGGUGCUUCCAUAUUUGGGUUUCUUCCUAUUUCUGGGGUCCUCUACUUCUAUUAUAAAAUUAUUUCCUCCAUUUUGAGAGUUGCAUCAUUAGGUGGGAGAUACAAAGUCUUCUCCACCUGUGGCUCUCACCUGACAGUUGUUUGCUUAUUUUAUGGAACAGGCCUUGGCAUGUACCUCAGUUCAGCUGUGUCACCUUCUCCCAGGAAGGGUGCGGUGGCCUCAGUGAUGUACACUGUAGUCACCCCCAUGCUGAACCCCUUCAUCUACAGCCUGAGAAACGGGGACAUUAAAAAGGCCCUGUGGAAACUGCAAAACAGGACAGUCUAG
Molecule: messenger RNA, 1011 nt
Organism: Macaca mulatta (Rhesus monkey)
Lineage: Eukaryota; Metazoa; Chordata; Mammalia; Primates; Cercopithecidae
Product: olfactory receptor 7E24-like
Biological process (GO): G protein-coupled receptor signaling pathway
Cellular component (GO): membrane
Molecular function (GO): olfactory receptor activity; G protein-coupled receptor activity
Source: RefSeq, a predicted model, not a curated record